AACCAUCGCUGUGUUAUAACUGAUUCCCGCAGGCUGUAGCGGAGUUAAUAAUGCGUGGAAGUUAUGGUUUGUCAGUAUCAGCCCGUCACACCUGAAUGAGCACAUUCAUGGCUGAAGCCAAGUACACAACAUAGGGAAGAGUUAAGGGAAUAAGGGAGGCAGAGUGGCGGCAGUCAUGGGGGAUCAAGAGUCAGGCUCAGGUGGGAGCUGGCUGAAAAGCUAACAUAGGCCGACAAGGGCUGACUGCUGCCAACGGUGUGGAACCCAACACCAAAACUAGGGCUACAGACGCUGGCCUGUCACUGAACAAUGACCAACAAUCGGCUUGAUGUGUCAGCGCCCUUAUUCAGUGGAUUUGUAUUCUCUGCCUAGUCCUGUUUCAGGUGAACACUUCACACCUAUUGUAAUAUUAUAAUUAUCUAUAUUUUCUUUAUAUAUUUUGGCAUUAAUUUAUUUCAGCAUUGAUUUGUUACUGUGCUACUUUCUUUUAUGAUAAUGAGGGAGGCUGUCAUGCAACUAUAGGCCUAGGUCAUGGUGUCUCUUAGCUCUCAUUGGCUGAUCAAUGUCAGGGUUAAAAGUUCAGAGUCAACCCAUCUAACUGUUCUGCUGCAGGUUACUGUGACUCACAGAGAGAUUAAAAGGGAGGGACACCAGGUUCCCGAUAGUGUUAAAUGUGGGAAUUUAUGUUUGGAGAAAACUGCUUGGAACUGUUUAUGUAACUGCUACAAAAAUGAUACUGUUAGUUGUUCCUCAAUCUAGAUUGGUGUUGAGUUGGAGCUAUCGGCCAUAGAGAUGUCUGCCUUCUCUUGAUCAUAAUGGAACUAGAGGGCACCGGGCUUGUGGUGUAUAAAGUGCCAAAAAAAUACAUUUGAAAAAAUCACCUGCAAUGUGUCUUUCCAAAAAUCUUGGCCUAAUUAUUCUAGAUAAUCCACAGACCUUUUUGUGUGUAGUUUCAUAUAGGAAUGAUUUACUUUCUACCGUACUAAACCUACCAACCAAAUUAUAGCAAAGAAGGAAGUUUGCAUCUGCUGCUACCUCAUCUAGCACCUUUGAGCUAGCUAAUGUUACGGCUCAGCUGAGGAGGACGCCAUUAAUGUUUAGGCCUACAUGUCAUGGUGUCACAAACAGUAGCCGUUUGUCCAUGAGCAGACGCAUGCUGACAUUUGAUGACAGCCCCCUAUAUUAAACGCAAGUACAAAAUUCACCUCUCAUAGACAAAACAGUUGUCUUUUUCUAGACAUGUUUUCCCACCAAAUUCAACCAGCUAACGUCACAAGCAUUAGCCUAUGAUAUUUUGCCUUGCAUAAAUUAGCCAUAGUGGCUAGUGAUGUUUUCCUCUACUGAUAUAAAGCUAGGGAAAACAACAUUUAAAAAAAAAAAAUAACGUUAUAAAAUUUGCCUCCAUUAUAACUUACAUGGUUCACUGACAAACAUACAAGACACAUUUUCCCACAUAUUGGGCCUACAACAUGCUAACGUUUUUUAGUAAUCCUAUGACAUUUCGUGUUGCUUAUAUUCGCCUCUACUCUACUCAUAUGAAACCUGGAUAAAUCACACACAAGACUUAAAAUGCUAUUUUGUGGGGGCUUUAUUAUCUUCACAGGUCAUUGUUUGUUUUCUGUGAAAUAAUAAAAGCUUUGUUUGUACAGAGGGAAGUGGUUUUCAGUUCACAAAAAUGUACAGGAUGUCUGGGUUGCUGAAAUGUGUGGUUACAAUUAUAGGGAGGUGCACAUCAGACUACAGUGUAGGGUAUGUGUCUACACAGAGCUUGUAACCAUUGGUAUGGCAUUGGUUCAUUGCAGAAGUAUAAAUCCCACUGUAGUCACUAUAAGUGGAUGUUACAAGAUUGCCUAUUUUGAAGGUAAACAAAUGAAAUACUUUGUCAAUGAACAUUUUGCUGAGCAUUAUGUGUCCCUUAAAAAUGUAUUUGCUGUUUCAUAUUAAACACAUUUUCCAGGAGACAGGGCUGCUGCAUGGCCAAUAAGAGCCAAUUCAUAGUUUAUGGGUGUCCACCAGGCUCUGUUUUGGUCUACGUGAUGUAAAUGUUGUCAUCCAACCAUGUCUGGAAGGGUCUGCAGACCAAAUCAGGCAACUUUGUGAGAGCAUGUGUCGUCAGAAGACGCCUUUCUUUCACUCCUGGUUCCGGUUCCUGCUGCUGUUUUGCCUGAUCUUCGUCUUGUGCUACUCUCAGUCCAGCAGCUCUCGAUCAUGGUGGGAGAACUUUCCACUCCAUAUGCACUACCAGAGGUUUCUCAAUCGAACCAAUCAAGUCAAUCUACCUCCGGCUUAUCGUGUCCAUCCAAAACACAGAAUUAAACCAACUGAAAUCUAUGAAACCACAGCAAGCACUACUGUACUAUCUACUGUGCCUCCAACAGGUACUCAGUUCCAUCACGCCUACCCACGCAACUACCACUUUAAUAUGGAUAACCCAGAUGUGUGCAAGACCAAGACCCCUUUCCUGGUCUUGAUGGUUCCAGUGGCACCCAAAAACGUGGCAGCACGGGAUGCCAUCCGGCAGACAUGGGGCAAAGAGAGCCUGGUGCAGGGCGAGGUGGUGCUUACUCUGUUCAUGCUGGGCCUCUCAGGAGGAGCUGAUGUGGAGCAGGUGCAGGAGAAGCUCAAACAGGAGAAUCUACAGCACCACGACUUGAUCCAGAGCAACUUCAUGGACACUUACCUCAAUCUGACCACCAAAACCAUGGUGAUCAUGGACUGGCUGGCCACACGCUGCCCUACAGCAGCAUACGCCAUGAAGAUUGACUCUGACAUGUUCCUUAAUAUUGACAAUUUAGUAAUGAUGCUGCAGAAGCCAGGCAUCCCCAAGCUUAACUACCUGACUGGGAUGCUUAUGUGGAAUAGGCCAGUUGUCCGUUCAAAAAACUCUAAGUGGUACGUCCCCGAGGAGAUGUACCCAGAACCUCAAUAUCCAACCUACACUCUGGGCAUGGGAUACAUCUUCUCCAACGAUCUUCCUGAAAAAUUUGUGGAGGCCUCAAAAUCUGUGAAACCAUUUAACAUAGAGGACGCUUACAUUGGAAUGUGCAUGAAACAGCUAGGUCUUGCACCCACAUCACCGCCAAAUCCCUCCCAGUUCAAGGCCUAUAACACAAGAUAUAAUCGCUGCGAAUUCUCCAAGGUCAUCACCUACAUUCUUGGGUCUUCACAAGAGCUGUUGAAAUACUGGACAGAUUUGAAGAAGCCUGAACCACCAUGUUAGGACAAAGACUAUUCCUGAUGCACUGAUAAAAUCACCUGGGUUGAAGGGAUUGGGUGCCAAGGAAUGGGCGGGUUCAUUUAUUUAUAGAUUUUUAUUGUACUGUUGUGAGAAAUUGGAACACCACUGUGGAAAAGUUGCAAAGGUUUAUGAACUGCACUACAGACACUGGACUGGUGUGUAUUUAAAACUAUUUUGUUGGCUUGCCAACAAUAAAAUAUGUGAAGGUAAAGUUUAUUUUACAACACCACUAGCUGCUGAUCACUAAAGGUGUUGUAGAGCGAUGUUUUGAUAAGCAGGUCAUGUAUAGUUUGUAUACCAUUUGUACCUGUAUAUUUACAAAAGCAGACACACAUGCCUCAAGCACGGCACAUUUGUGCAAACAGCAGGGAUUAGUAAAAUCACUUGGAUCUAAUGGAACAAACGCAGCUUUUCCAAAAAAAACGUCUAUGCAACUAUUAAGAGGUACGAAAAGCUGUCAGAAUGUUUCCUAUACAUUCAGGCGAAUUUGGGAAAGGAUUUUGAACUCAGUUGUGAACACUCCUCAGGGUAUUUUUUUUAAGUGACAAAUCAAGCAAACCAUUCACCACUGUCAGAAAGGUGUACAAGUUAUUUCAUUGUUUACAUUGCAGAUUUAUAUAAGUUUUAGAAGAAGCCAAACUACUAAAAAAUAAUAAUAAUUUGUGCAAUAUGUCACAAAAUCCUUUAGUAAAGACGCUGCACUUUUUA
Molecule: messenger RNA, 3946 nt
Organism: Epinephelus fuscoguttatus (brown-marbled grouper)
Lineage: Eukaryota; Metazoa; Chordata; Actinopteri; Perciformes; Serranidae
Product: beta-1,3-galactosyltransferase 2-like
Exons: 3
Coding region: 2105-3220 (371 amino acids)
Cellular component (GO): membrane
Molecular function (GO): N-acetyl-beta-D-glucosaminide beta-(1,3)-galactosyltransferase activity
Source: RefSeq, a predicted model, not a curated record